Messenger RNA from Hylaeus volcanicus, 1254 nucleotides. Its product is annotated as AKT-interacting protein-like. Bases 249 to 1052 code for a protein of 267 amino acids. The record is from RefSeq and is a predicted model, not a curated record. Lineage: Eukaryota; Metazoa; Arthropoda; Insecta; Hymenoptera; Colletidae. The transcript is spliced from 7 exons.
UUCAGUUAGAUAUUGUAUUCUUUGUAAAUUAUUUCGUAGUUUAUAGUAGAAAUAUUCAUAUGGUAGCGUAAGUAGGUCUAUCUCAUACGUCGUUUGUGCUCGUAGCAGCACGCAAAGAGUUUCUCUCUUAAAAUAGUUUAUGUUGCGAAGAAUCUGUCAAAAAACUGUGACAGCAUGGAACGUAUUUGUAAUCAUUGAGAUUGUUAAUACCGGAAACAGUUGACGAACCUUUUAUCAAUAAUACCAUUAUGUCGGGAUUAAAGGCUGAUAGUAAUAAGGAUGAUGAUUUGAAGAGACAAGGUUCGUUUAGGAAAUUAUUACCUUUGAAUACGAAUGGAGAUUCUCAACUGAGUAUGUCUGUAAAAAUGAUCGAUAGGCCAACCGUUUCGCAAACAAAUAAAGAGUAUGCAGUUCAUUUGCAAGAGUACAACAUUUUAUCCGAAUACAAUAUGUUGUGUUCACAAGACCUGAAAGGCAUUUAUGUCAUACCAUCUGCACAAAACUCCAUGUUGUGGUUUGGGGUACAAUUUGUUCGACAAGGAAUCUAUCAAGGAGGUGUCUUCAGAUUUACUAUUACCUUACCGCCAAAUUUUCCAGAUGCAGGAUGCCCUAAAGUCAUAUUUCAAACUCCAGUUUUUCACCCCUUAAUUGAUCCUGAAUCUGGAGAGCUCUGCACAUCAUGGGGAUUUCCAGAAUGGAGAAAAAGCAAUAGAGUUUGGCAACUAAUACAAUUUAUUACAAAAAUACUCACUAAAGUAGAUAUUAAAAUGAAUCCCAUAAACCAGGAAGCAUCUAUGUUAUUAGAAAACAACUUUGAAGAAUUUCGAGAUCGCGUAAAGAACUGUGUGAGGGAAAGUUUAAACAAAGUUUAUAGUCCACCUAUGGUAGAUGAUCCUCAUUACAUAGCUUUUGGUCCAUAUAUCAGUGAGCUUCAUGACUCCAUUAAACGAGAAAUUUAUGAACCUAAGGAGGAGGAAGAAAACAAAGCACUGGGGUUAUCAUGGGUACAGCCAGGUUCUGUACAACCAUUCUCAAAGCCUGAAGCAAGAUAAUAACAAACUGUAUUAUAUGAAAUGCAAUAAUGAAACUUCGUAUGUCCUUAUAAAAUAAAAGAACUGUACAAUUUACGGAUGCAGGGACAAAACUCAAUGUAUUUUUGUAUUAGGACAAAUUAAGGAAUUGUAUAUUAAUCUAUAUAACAUCUAUAAUACUCUUGUAUUUAAUUAAGUGGAAAAUAUAAUAAUUAAUUUAUUA